CCGCUCCCCCGUUUCAAAUCCUUUUCCCCAGUCCCCACGGAAUUCCCGUCUCCCCUUCCAAAUCGGAGGCAAUUACUACGAUUCAUUGCCACUCCAAUCCCACCAUCCCGACGGUUGCCGCUGCACUCCGCUCCUGUGCUCGGUGCUCCGGCCCUGCGCCUCCCGGACUCCGGUUCUCCGGUCCGAUUCUCUCGUACCGAGCGGCGCCGCGAGUCGCCACGGCGGCCGGCCUCACGAAACAGGCAACUCCUCACCCUCCCUCUCCCAGCAGGUCACUAGGCAUUUUGGGAGAUGAGAAGAUUCUUUCCAUUCCGCUCGUUCACAGGCAAUGCCGGGAACGACAAGCCAGCCCCAGGACACGAUAAAAGGAACGAGAACAUAUUGGAUGAGGGUGGGACUAAUGGUGCCUCUCAUUCUCCUGAUACCAGGGCGUUCAGAUCGAGGGGCCGGUAUGGGAAACCGGGGAAGGAGGAAUCACCUAAUCCGCAGCUCAGGAGAUGCCUGUCGUUUACAGCCACAGCCACUGACCGUCAUUUGGAUGAUCGGGCAAUGAGCUUUUCAGGCGAUGUUCCGUGUUCCAUGUUUGAUAGUUCUGACACGCCUCGUCAUGUUGCCGAUGUUGAGUGCUACUCAUGGCCACCAGAAAGACAUCCUAAUCUAGGGGAAUACACGAUAAAGGUUCCGAAAGGACAUGACGUACAGGAAACUGAUUCACCACGUUCAAGAGGCUACUCAUGCUCAUCAACAGGACACUCUCCUCUUAGCUCUCCUGUUGCAUUAAAAUGCAGACCUUCUAGGUUGACCAAUUUAUUGCACAAGAAUGAAGUGCUGGACCUGUACAUUGAUAGGGAUCAAGAAGCAGACAGAUUAAAUGAGAAACAUCAGCAGAAAUUCCCCAUCAGAACUGCAGCUUCUCAUUUGGGCCGUGGACGGCCACCUCGACCUCAUUCUACAGCUCCAUCUUCACCAAAAUCUUGCAAAGAAAUAUAUGAGAACUACUAUAACAUCGACAAUAAUGAUGCCUACCACCAUCAACUUGCUCAGGAAGGGACAAAGGGCAGCUUGAAUCACAAAGUUGCAUCUAUGUGUGAUUCAGAUGGAAAUGGCACAAAUCUAUUUGAAGGAUCUUCUGAUAAUUUUUCGCACCCAGAGGAGUGUAAAUCACAAAGCAUGACUACAGUGGAAGAUAUCUAUGAGGACUCACGAGAUCCCCAACCUCCAUGUUUCUGUGGAUCUUCAGUGAAUCCGUUUUCAGUAACUACCUCAAGAUGCUUUGCUGCCGAUACUUCUCAACAUGAUGAAUCUUAUGGUUUUCAUGACAAAAACUUGGAACAAGACACUGAUGAUAAGUUGCUUAGAAGAGCUGAAGAAUUAGAUGCGUGUUUUAUGGUUCCUUCUGAAGAAGUGAGUGAGCUUAAAAUGCUCAGGGAUAAGAGACUGAACUCAACUGACUUAAUGCAGCUGAUUCAGAGUUUGAUUGAAGACAGAAAACAAUUAGCACUCGAACUGUCUUCACAGAUUGAGUCACGUCUUACAGAAAGGUUUGUGGCCAAGGAACAAUAUAAGCGGUCCAAGCUAGAAUUGGACACCAGAACUAGAAAGCUGGAAAAUGAGAAGACUGAAGCACAAACUAGCUUGGAACUGGAGCUUGACAGAAGGUCAAAUGAUUGGUCAGCCGAGCUGGCAAGAUUUCAAUCUGAAGAACAGAGACUACGUGAUAGAGUAAGGGAGCUAGCAGAGCAGAAUGUGUCAUUCCAGAGAGAAGUUACUUUGCUUGAAUCAAACAGAAUCGAUGCUUCUAAGAGGAUUAAUAGUUUGGAACUGCAAAACAAACAACUGAAUGAUGAGCUGGAGAAAGUUAUGAAUGAGCACAGCAGUCUUUACAGAUCCUCAGUAGAAUUGCAUGAUAGCCUUACAAAAACUGCAGAAGAAAGGGACCAAAUCCAAGAAUGCUUAAAAUCCAGGGAAGAUAACAGCAGGGCGUUACACAAGGUGAUUGCAAGGUUACAAAGGGCAUCUAAUGAGCAGGAGAAAACAAUAACUGGGCUCAGACAAGGAUUUAGUGCUGAAUUAGAAACUAAAUCUGUUGGAAAUAGCGAAAGCACCAACAGGAUGCAAAUGGAACUUCUGAGACUUACUGGAGUUGAGCAAAAGCUGAGAAAAGAAAUUCAGUCCUGUACCCUUGAAGUAAACUCUCUUAGGCAAGAGAACAUAGGGAUUUUAAAUCGCCUGCAAAGCAGUGGGAGCGGAUUAAGCUUAUCCUCACUUCGUCUUGAACAAGAGCUUAACGCUAGAGUGGAAAACUUGCAGAUUCAAGGCCUAUCAUUACUAGAUGGUUCUAGUCGGCUUUGUGGCAGAUUGUUGGACGUGCUGAAAUCUAAGAGUGAGAAUAUUGUUAGUGUUGAUGCACUAGCAGUCAUCGAAUACAGUUUGAAGUACCAGAACAUAAAAGAAGGAAUGGAUAAUUUAGCACUUGGUCUGCGAAGAAUUAAAUCUCUGUUGGUUGAAAAGCACAAUGAAGAAGACAUCGCAUUGGGUAUUCCCUCAAGACAUGAUACAUCAUCUAGGGAUGACUUCGAAAUUAAGCUGAAAGAAGAAGCUCUGAUCAAUAGAGUAUUAAAGGAGAAGCUAUUGUCAAGGGAACUGGAGAUUGAACAAUUACAGUCAGAUAUAGCAUCUUUAGGGCGGAUCCAAGAUGUCAUGCAAGACGAGAUCUAUAGAGCUCAGGACGAAUUAUGUUCCAUGACCCAGAAGUCCAAGCAGUUUGAAGUUGAGGUUUUGAAGAAAGCCGAGAGCAUUAAACAGAUACAACAGGAUUUUCAGGAAUCUGCAAAGGAGCUGACUGCUCUCCGGUGCGCACUUAAAUCAGUGAGCGAUGAAAGGGAUUCCUUGUGGCAGGAAACAAAGCAUUUGCGGAAUACUGUUAGUGACUUGCAAAACGAUGUUGCCUUGUUCAAGCAGAAGAUCAAAUCGCUUGACGAAGACAUACAGCUGAAGGAAGGGGAGAUCCUGCUUCGCGAGGGGGAGAUCUCCAUAUUACGGGACAGUAUCGACCGGCCUUUCGACAUCAUCUGCAGUCCCCGGUCAAUGAAACAGUUCGACAUGGAGUGAAUUUGCACAUAAGAAAUUGGAGAAGUUGGAUUCUCAAAUAGCCUUUUCCUUCCCUCUCAUACAGAAGACAAUUCACAUCGUAUCCCUCUUUAGACAACGUUCUCUGUGAAUAGUGAAUAGGUCGUUGGAUAAUUUCCCAUCCCCUUUGUUUACACCAUGAUCAUGCAACCUGUGUUGCUACUCUCAUUUAGUUUAAUGGUACCGCACUUUGCAUUUUGUCUAAAUGUAAUUGUCUGUUAAAAGAAAAUAGUUCGAUA
Molecule: messenger RNA, 3368 nt
Organism: Lolium rigidum
Lineage: Eukaryota; Viridiplantae; Streptophyta; Magnoliopsida; Poales; Poaceae
Product: paramyosin-like
Exons: 5
Coding region: 292-3111 (939 amino acids)
Source: RefSeq, a predicted model, not a curated record